This is a messenger RNA of Miscanthus lutarioriparius, 390 nucleotides long. The record is from the annotation of a GenBank genome assembly. Lineage: Eukaryota; Viridiplantae; Streptophyta; Magnoliopsida; Poales; Poaceae.
AUGGGGAAGUCUCCGGCGAAGUGGAUCAAGUUGGUGCUCUUCGGGAAGAAGAAGUCUUCGCGGUCCUGCUCCACCAAGGCCAACGAUUUAUCAAUUUUGACGUUGAUAAUGGAGGCUAUUCUUGAAAGACCAAAUUAUGAGUGCUUGCUGUUUGAUCUUGAUGACACUUUCUAUCCCUUAAGCGCUGGCAUCAAUCUAUCUUGUCGCAAAAACAUACAAGACUGUUUUCUUGGAGCUCUAUACGAGCACGGUUGCCAUUUUGACACCAGAAAACCUUCAGUUUUUGAAUUUAUGAAAGGGAAUGCUACCAACAUGGCACUUUUGAGAGGAUGGAGGUUGGCGGUGAACGCCGUGGUGCUGGACUUGGAGAAAAGAAAACAUAUUCUAUAA